Molecule: messenger RNA, 10002 nt
Organism: Pseudophryne corroboree (corroboree frog)
Lineage: Eukaryota; Metazoa; Chordata; Amphibia; Anura; Myobatrachidae
Gene: ITSN2
Product: intersectin 2
Exons: 40
Coding region: 111-5510 (1799 amino acids)
Biological process (GO): clathrin-dependent synaptic vesicle endocytosis; endosomal transport; positive regulation of Rho protein signal transduction
Cellular component (GO): intracellular vesicle; cytoplasm; plasma membrane
Molecular function (GO): protein binding; molecular adaptor activity; guanyl-nucleotide exchange factor activity
Source: RefSeq, a predicted model, not a curated record
GUAGCAGCAGCAGGCAGACUGGGUGCACGGAGAUCCUCAGCCUGGCAGCUGCAGGAAGACGGAGGAGAGAGACCAAAGGUGCCCAGGAGAUGGCCCGGAGCUAACGAGACAUGCUGCGGAACACCAUGCCUCACUUUCCCACGGCCCUGAAUGGCGGGCCAAACAUGUGGGCCAUCACCACGGAGGAGCGGGCCAAGCACGACAAGCAGUUUGCCAGCCUGAACCCGGCAGCGGGCCUGAUCACCGGCGACCAAGCAAGAAACUUCUUCUUACAGUCGGGCCUUCCCCCGGCUGUCCUAGCUGAAAUAUGGUCCCUGUCAGACCUAAACAAAGAUGGCAAGAUGGACCAGCUGGAGUUUUCUAUUGCAAUGAAGCUGAUCAAACUCAAGUUGCAGGGUCAGACUUUGCCAAUGAUCCUGCCGCCUGUCAUGAAGCAGGCGCCAAUCUUCUCACCAUUAAUGUCCUCCCGCUAUGGUAUGGGAAGCAUGCCAAACCUGUCCAUGAUGCCAUCUUUACCCACGCUGUUACCUGUAGCACCCACCUCAAUGAGUUCUCUGCCACCCCUGCCUAUGUCUAGUCCCUUGGUGCCUUCUGUUGGCUCAUCCUCAACGUUGCCAAAUGGAACCUCCACUUUCCUGUCCUCUUUCCCUGUGCCUUUGUCUUCAACGCUGCCGCAUAACAGUUCGCUGUCUCUCAUGGCUGGAGGGUUCGGCACCAUCGGCGGCAGCAUGCAGAAGACCCGCUCACUGAUAGACCUGGGCUCCAGCAGCUCCAACUCCUCUUCUACCACUUCGCUGACUGGUAACUCCCCAAAAGCUAGCCCCCAGGACUGGGUUGUACCCCAGGCAUCCAGGUUGAAGUACAGGCAGAAGUUUAAUGGUCUGGACAAGGCCAUGAGUGGCUACCUUACAGGAUCUCAAGUGAAGAAUGCGCUAGUACAGUCCAACCUCUCCCACACUCAGCUGGCUACGAUAUGGUCUCUUUCUGACGUUGACAGAGAUGGGAAGCUGAAGGCGGAUGAGUUUGUUUUGGCCAUGCAUUUAACGGACAUGGCAAAAGCCGGGCAGCCCCUCCCGCUGACUCUCCCUCCUGAAUUCGUUCCCCCUUCAUUCCGGUCUAGUGACCCCAUUAAUGGAACUUUGCCAGUCUAUCAGAGCUUCCAGAAGAUGCAGGAAGAGGAGCCGCCACAGAAAAAGUCUGCAGCGACAUUCGAGGAGAGAAGGAAGGAAAACAUGGAGAGGGGUAACCAGGAGCUAGAGAAGAGGCGUCAGGUUCUGCUGGAGCAGCAGCAGAGGGAGGCGGAGCGGAAGGCCCAGAAGGAAAGGGAAAUGCAGGAGCGCCGAGAGAGAGAGCGCCAAGAGCAGGAGCGUAAGAAGCAGCUGGAGAUGGAGAGGCGCUUGGAGCAGCAACGUGACCUGGAGCGGCUGAGGGAGGAGGAGAAAAGGAAGGAAAUUGAGAGGAGGGAGGCUGCGAAGCAGGAGCUGGAACGCCAGAGGCAACAAGAGAUGCAGAGAAUCCGGCGGCAGGAGCUGUUUAACCAGAGGAACAGGGAGCAAGAGGAGAUUGUGAAGCUGAAGUCUAAGAAGAAGAGCUUACAGCUGGAAUUGGAAGCUCUGGAGGAGAAACAUCAGCAAAUCACACUGAGAGUCCAGGACAUCCGCGGCAGGAAGAAAAUGAAGAAAAACGAGCUGGAAACUGUAGAUAAAAAAUGUGACCUGGGAAUUAUAGAGAUCAGACAACUUCAGCAGCAGCUCCAGGAAUAUCAAAAUAAGCUGAGCACUCUGGUCCCUGAGAAACAAGCUUUAAACGAGAAGAUUAAACAGAUUCAGAUGGUCAAUUCCUCAGAUGGCUCCAACUCUGGCCUGCUUGGGCUCCAGAAGAAGACCAUUGAGAAGGGCGGGUUAUGCCAGAGACUACGUGAGCAGCUGGACGCUCUGGAGAAAGAGACUUCUACAAAGCUGUUGGAGAUGGACUCUUUUAACAACCAGAUCAAGUGUGAGGCUAUGGAUGACUCUGUCCUGCAGUGCCUUUUGUCUCUCCUCAGCUGUCUCAACAAUCUCUUCCUCUUGCUUAAGGAGCUGAGAGAAAGUUACAACAAACAGCAGACGGCUCUUCACCAGCUGCAGAAAAUCAAGCAAGACAAGCUGAGGGAUGUGGAGAGCAAGAAAGCCGAGCUGGCGCAGAAAAAGAGGGAAGAGGAGGAGGCUGCAAGGAAAGCCAAACAAGAAAAGGAGAAUAUGUGGAAGGAGAAGGUGAAAAGGGAAGAAGAGGAGAAGCAGAAACGACUGGAGGAUGAGCGUCGGCAGGAGCAGUUGAUCUUGGAGAAUCAGCGUGCAGAGGAAGAGGCAGCCAGGCUUAAGGAGCGGGAGACCCAGCAGCAGAAGCUGGCUGAGGAAAGACAACGAGAGGAGGAAGAGAAAAGGAAGAGGGCAGAGAUACAGCGGGAGGCAGAGCAGAGAAGGAAACAGGAGGAGGAGAAACGCAAGCAGGCACAGCUGAAAAAAGAUGCAGAGGAGAAAAGCCGGGUGCAGGAGGAGGAGAAGAGAAGGAAGGACAGUAGUACCUCCAGGGACCCAGAGAGGCGCAUCUCCAAACUCAACUUAGAUGAGAAGUUUGCCGACAAGUUGAAAUUUAUUGGAGGGAGACACGGAAGCAUUGACAAAGGCAGAGAAGCCACUGCUGUGGGAGCCUCUGAGACCAGAAAGUCCUCCGUGUUCGUGAACUACACAGCCCUGUAUCCUUUUGAGGCCAGAAAUGCAGAUGAACUCGGUUUUAAUGCCGGCGACAUACUUCAGGUGGAUGAGAAGAAUACCGGGGAGCCCGGAUGGCUUUAUGGCUGCCUUCAGGAAAAUGUGGGCUGGUUUCCAUCCAACUAUGCUGAAAGAAUGCCAGAGACAGAGAAAUCAGCGCUGUCUCCGAAAAAGGCCUUGCUGCCUCCCACCAUCUCCGUGUCUGCUACCUCACCGCCUGCCAAGUCGCUUUCACCAACUAAGCCCUCUGAGGGGGAUAUGGAGUAUCAAAAUCUACCUUUCUCCAGCCUUAGCGUGACCUCCACGUGGCAGAAAACCUCUGCAUUUACCUCUUGCGUUUCCCCCGGCUCCAUCUCUCCCAUCCAUGGUCAGGGUCAGCCAGCGGGGGAGGUAAAGGCUCAAGCACUGUGCUCUUGGACUGCAAAAAAGGACAACCACUUGAACUUUACCAAAAACGACACCAUCAUUGUGCUGGAGCAGCAGGAAAACUGGUGGUUUGGGGAGGUGCGCGGGCAGAAGGGGUGGUUUCCCAAAUCCUAUGUGAAGAUCCUGCCUGGAAGUGAAAGUAAAACUCCGGAACCUGAACCUGUGUACGCUGCUGUCAAGAGGAAAGCUGCAACCCCGACAUACAUAGGUGAAGAAUAUGUGGCUCUUUACCCCUAUUCAAGCUCAGAACCGGGAGACUUAAUAUUUAACGAAGGGGACAUCAUCUUAGUGACACAGAGAGAAGGCGAGUGGUGGACGGGAACUGCCGGUGACAGGACUGGGAUAUUCCCAUCAAACUACGUGCGCCCACGUGAUCAAGAGGGAUUGGGCGGUGUUGGCAAAAGUGGAACUCUCACCAAGAGACCUGAGAUCGCCCAGGUCACCACAGCUUACACAGCGACCGGCACAGAGCAGCUCAGUCUGGCCCCGGGGCAACUCAUACUCAUCCUAAAGAAGAACGCGUCGGGCUGGUGGCAAGGAGAACUACAGGCCAGAGGGAAGAAAAGGCAGAAGGGCUGGUUCCCGGCUACCCAUGUGAAACUAUUAGCACCAAGUAACGACAAGGUGGCUCCUGCUUUCACUACGGUGUGUCAGGUUAUAGCGAUGUACGACUAUACAGCCAAUAACGAGGAUGAACUGAACUUCAGCAAAGGGCAGCUCAUCAACGUCAUCAACAAGGACGAUGUGGACUGGUGGCAAGGCGAGAUCAACGGGUUGACCGGCCUCUUCCCGUCCAACUACGUCAAGAUGACGACAGAAUGUGACCCCAGCCAGCAGUGGUGUGCUGACCUCCAGUCCUUGGAUACCAUGCAGCCUAUGGAGCGGAAGAGGCAGGGGUACAUACAUGAGCUGAUCCAGACAGAGGAGAGGUACAUGGACGACCUCCAGCUUGUGAUUGAGGUUUUCCAGAAACCGAUGGCAGAUUCCGGAGUCCUGAAUGAGGCUGAAAUGGGUCUGAUAUUUGUCAACUGGAGAGAGCUCAUUAUGUCCAACACAAAGUUACUCAAGGCACUGCGGGUGCGUAAGAAGACUGCGGGGGAAAAGAUGCCCGUUCCGAUGAUUGGGGACAUUGUGGCGACAGAGCUAUCACACAUGCAGGCCUAUAUCCGCUUCUGCAGCUGUCAGCUGAAUGGGGCCUCUCUGUUACAGUCCAAAACUGACGAUGAACCAGAAUUUAAAGAUUUCCUAAAGAGGCUGGCCACUGACCCGCGCUGUAAAGGGAUGCCAUUAUCCAGCUUCCUGCUGAAACCCAUGCAGAGGAUCACUCGCUAUCCCCUCAUCAUAAAGAACAUCCUGGAGAAUACCCCGGAGUCUCACCCGGAUCACGCUAACCUGAGAUUCGCCCUGGAGCGGGCAGAGGAGCUGUGCUCUCAGGUCAAUGAAGGUGUGCGAGAGAAGGAGAACUCCGACAGGCUGGAGUGGAUACAGGCCCACGUCCAGUGCGAGGGGCUUAUCGAGCAGAUCAUCUUUAACUCCCUUACAAACUGCCUGGGGCCUCGGAAGAUCCUGCACAGCGGCAAGCUGUACAAGACCAAGAGCAACAAGGAGCUUUACGGGUUCCUGUUCAAUGACUUCCUGCUCCUCACGUACAUGGUCAAGCAGUUUGUGUCUUCCGGGUCCGACAAGCUUUUCAGCCCCAAGACCCACGCCCAGUACAAGAUGUACAAGACGCCGAUUUUCCUGAAUGAGGUGCUGGUGAAAUUGCCAAGUGACCCAUCCAGUGAUGAGCCUGUGUUCCACAUCUCCCAUAUUGACCGAGUGUACACUUUAAGGACAGAUAACAUAAACGAGAGAACUGCCUGGGUUCAAAAAAUCAAAUCUGCCUCAGAGAAUUUCAUUGACACUGAGAAGAAGAAGAGAGAGAAAGCUUAUCAAGCGAGGUCUCAGAAGUCAUCUGGAAUUGGGCGUCUGAUGGUGCAAGUCAUCGAGGCAGCAGAACUAAAGGCUAGUAAACCCAAUGGGAAGAGUAACCCAUACUGUGAAGUAAGCAUGGGCUCCCAGAGCUACACAAGCCGGGUAAUGACUGACACGCUAAGCCCAAAGUGGAAUUUCAACUGCCAAUUCUUCCUGAAGGACAUGUACCAAGACGUGCUUUGUAUCACUAUGUUUGAUCGAGACCAGUUUUCUCCUGACGACUUUCUUGGCCGAACGGAAGUCCCAGUGGCGAAAAUUAGGACUGAACAAGAGAGCAAGGGUCCAUCCACCAAACGUUUACUGCUACACGAAGUGCCAACGGGGGAGGUGUGGGUUCGGUUUGACCUGCAGCUGUUCUAGCUGGGGACACAGCACACAGCAUGUGGCUGGAUUUUAUCUGUGUGCACUUAGGCCCUCGUGUCCGGCAUUCACUCCAGACUUCACAGUCCCAAGUCCACUGACAUCACACAACCGGGGCGCUAGGUCUCCUGCUGACUAUCUAUGCAAGCCCAGGUUCCCCGGUUACUGUGCCUUUAACCAAGCGAAACCGCAGUGCUUUUGUUUUGCGACUAUUUUAAGGUUAUUUUAACAAUUAAAUUUUCCAGCCAGGUGAUAAGAAAGGCAUGUUCUGCGGGUAUAUUUCGGAUCUGAGAAUGUUUUUGUCAGUACCUAUGGCAUAUCCAUCAAACAUGGUGUCAUGUUAUUAAAGGGAUUUCGAAGAGCCUAAACCACUUCCCCAUGGGAAAAUGUAAUCAUUUAUGACCUAACUUCAUUGGAAUUUUAGAGUUGUUUUUUUUUGUAUUAUAUUGCUAAAAAAAAAAAAAGAAGAAAAAAAUAUAUAUAUAGAUCUAUAAAACAUUUUAUGAACGUUGGACACAAAGACACUGUGAUUUGUAAAUGCUUAUUGUGUAAUAAGGAGGUAAUUCAGGGAAUUUAUUUUAAUUCAGUAGGAAUAAGAGAGAUGGUAAGGAAAUAGAAGUAUAUAUUGAUAUUGACGUAUACAUUUAUAUAUUGCCAAGCAAACACACUGUCAGGGUUUUUUUUUUUUUAUAUUUGAUAUGAAUACAUUUUUCCAAAAUAAUUCUACAAAUAAGUUGUUACCCUUGAAGGCACACUGACAUUUUUUUUUUCAAUUUGUUAAUAUGGGCAUCUGCUACCGUUCCGGAUCACAGGAGGUAUGUAUUCAGGAGGUUAUACCGCAUAGCCUAUCCCUUGAGGGUUCUCAGUCUCCCCUGUUUCUGUCAUUGGAGAUUACAUAUCACGUCACCCAUACACACAGGAAUAUAGGUGUCAGUGCAGUUUGGAAUCCACCAGGAAACGUACACAGGGCAACAUUGAUAAUGACCAUAUACGAUAUGCAUGUAUUUACUCCUUUUUGUACUUUUUAUUAACUGGCCCAAUUAGGUAACAAACGGUAAAAUAGAAUGCUACUGUGCCGUUAUACGCAUUUGCUGCUGUGUGACUGUCACUGUCAUCCAGUAGUAAUUUAACUUGCAAGUCGGGAUGUGGAAGCCUGGUCAUCUUCUAGAGCAGGUGCGACAAGCUGUGGUGGAACCACAAGUACCAGCAUUAAGCUUGAACAGAACUGGGGAGAGCCACCAGUGGCCUAAGCCUGUUCUAGAGUAAGCUCUAGCAGUUCUGAUGAGAUACUUGAAUAAUGUGACGAUGAGCACCCUAUAUCUCUUACAGCAUGCAUGGCCAUGUCUGAUUUAAUGCAUGGGUAUUCCCUGACCGCACCUUAAUACAAACCGGAUGUUUUGCUGUAUGCAUUAACUUGUCAUUAUUGCGUUGUGCAGCAGGAGUGUGUGACUGUGCAGCCUUGUCAGGUGAUGUUGCACUGCAUGAUGAGAGAUGUAGACAGAGGUCCUGGUUAAACUUGGCUGUACCUAUAAUGCAGACAAUUUCUGGAAUUCAGGUCACUAAUUCAGGGUCCUCCUUGUUACCUGGCUUGUAACACAUGCAGCAGAUGUCCUGAUAUCUUGUAUUUCUCUCCUGUGUGUACUAUGGACAUUCAGGUGCUGCUGGUGCUAAAUAUUAAAGCAUGACUCACUCUUGCUGAUGGACAAAACAAGGGUAAAGUAUAGUGGGGUCUAUUCAUGAAGCAGUGAAAAGAAUGAAGUGAGCUUGUGGAGAAGUUGUCCAUGGCAACUAAUCAGCUGCUCUGUACAAUUGUAUAGUAUGCAAAUUAUAAAUGUUACUUCAAUGCUGAUUGGUUGCCAUGGGCAACUUCUCCACUGGCUCACUUCUCCACACUUUUCACUGCUUCAUAAAUAGACCCCCUAGUGAGAAUAAUUUCUCAUUCAGUGUAUUUAUUGCAAUAAACUUUUUAACAUUUUGGGGGGAAUUCAAAUGUUUGAAAAGUCGGUUGGGUGUCUGUAUUUCCUGUGUAUUAGAUAGGAAAAAACAGACUCCCAACUGACCUUUCAAACAUUUGAAUCUCUCCCUUUUUUUGGUGUUUUUUUUUUCUUUCUUAAUUUUAAAGUUUUAUUAAACCAGGUAAAUGUUAUACAGCAUUUAGUAUCCUGUCAGCCACGUGCAUUUCAGACAUUCGGGAAUUGUGCGUAUUCUUCAUCAACUACAGUACAUAUCAUGGAUUACAUCCAUGGCAUACUAUUACCUCUGUUUAGACAGUGGUGUGAGCUCUUAUUUUUUUAUUUGCACCUGCACAUUGAGGGGCCACAUUGCAGCCUGUCCAGAAUGAAUCUAUGUAGCAGAACUUGUUUUACACAUCAGCGGUCUCUUCCCUCCUCUUAUCAAGACUCCUGCGUAUGUGCGGUCUGCUGGCUACGCAGGUGUGGCGCCCACAGCACCUAUAGAAAUUGGGGCUGCAGCUGCUUUUGCAAAUGGAGGGACCACAGCAGCUGUCAGAGAUAUCUGCUGCAGUCUUUCCAUCAUACAUAAUAUAUACGGAAGAGAUUCAGCGAAUAUUUGGUGAUAAAUAGGCCCCUUUAUCCUCCGUUACAUAACCUUGUCCCCAGAAUGGAAUCUUGCUUCUGCAGCUCAGGGUACCACUAGUCACAUGAAGGAAUCACUUAUGUAACUCCUAUCUCAUUGAUUGACAAACAUAGAUGAUUACUAUGGUAAUUGUGCCUAGGUAAAAGUUGUCACCGUGUGUAACCACAGACUCCUGUAGCAUAGGAAGCAUCUGUAGCUGCAGGGCAUUACGUUGCGGCUUAUCGCAGUGCAAAGCCCCAGCUAUCUGCUUGUGUAAGGACACCGGGAUACAUAUAAUAAGCGGGAACCACCACUGUUCAUGUGUAAUAAUCCGUUGUGCCUUUUAACAUCAAUUUAUUAAUAGUAUUAAAAAUGUUGAUCUCCCUCCGAUAGCUGUGUGACCAUAGUCAUUAAUAGGUCUGUACUGUGCCACCGUUACACACUGCUCUCUCUGUGCCCAAUAUCAGUGAAACAGAUACUGACAGUGUGUGUGACGAGUGAAAAUACCAUGACAAAGUCAGAAACGAGAGAGUAGAGUCUCAUAGCAGGACUCUUGGGAUUCUGUAUGCAGUAACCGCAAUGGGAUCGCUUGGUCAUCCCUUUCCCAGACACUUAUUUCGCAAAGCGACCAGGAAGGUUGGCACAAGUUUCACCAUUCCCCACAUCUGGUCCACUGAACUUUCGUGGUCUCCUAGCUAUUUGAUUGGGCAGAAAGUUAGAUUAGGAUGGCCCCUUGUGCAUUGAGAAUCUUGCUUUGCCUGCUCCAUGGGGCUCACCAUGAAUCCCAUCAUUAACCUUUGUCCCUUUAUUCCUCUGUCUUCUUUUAGCCUUUUUGAAAGUUUUAGAUUGCCAACAAACCUCCUCUCCAGAUCCAAAGGGUAAAUGCCAUCAGGCCCUAGUUAAAGCCUUCAAUAGUGAUAUCUUUCUUUAGAAUAGGGAGAUUGAUAUUUAUUUGAAGCUGUGGUCCAUAAGAUAAUAUUUCAGCAGAAUAUGCCAUAUAUACAUUAUUCUCAAUCACGGGGGAAGGCAUAUCAUGGGAAUAACAUUGUUCCAUGGAAUGAAACUGAGAAUGAUAUCACUGUACGGACUGAUACGGACAUGUCUGACUGCUCUAUUCUGAGAACGCAUCUUAUGCUGGACAUACACUGUACAGUUAUCUGGCAGAACAUCUGGCAAACCUGGAUGGUUGGAAUGAAAAUCUGGUAAUGGAUGAGAGCAAAUGACAAUCAGCCAUUUGCUACCAAACACUGGAAAAUGUCCAAAACCUGUUGUUCAGACAAAUUAGUUAAUUCCGUGAUUUAGACAAUUUAUAUGAACAACAGUUUUUUUCCCGUUUUCCAGUGUUUGGGAGCAAAUGGUCUAUUGUCAUUUGCUCUCAUCCAUUACCAAAUUUUAAUUCCAACCAGCCAGGUUUGCCAGAUGAUCUGCCAGAUAAUUGUAUAGUGUAUGCCCAACUUAAUAUUUAUCAGAUUCUAGCCAAUCAAACUCGUCAAAUUGUUAAAGAAACUUUAUUUUAAUGAAAUUGCAAGAAAAUGUGUAUAUACUGUUUAUUGAUUUGCACUGUUUAUAAACCAAUAUGUUGCCUAAUAUAUGAAGUCUUAACUCACAGACAGGGUUAUACAGUAGGCGGAACACAGUAUUACUUUGUUUCUGGCCUGUGCCUGACCUGAAUUAACACUGGUUUUAAUCUUAUUAUAUUUUUAUUUUGACGGAAUGUUUUGACUUUCAUUUGAAGCUCAGGCAAAAGGUUUUGCAUCGAGGUAACUGUUUAUUUUACAUGCUGUGACUUGUAAUAAUCUGCAAUCCUACGUUUCAAAUGUAAAAUAAUUUGUGCAUAACUAGUUUAUAGCUUAUCUAUACGUUUGUCCUGCACUUUGUUGUAUUGAUGCUAAAGUGUAUAUUAAAUACAAAACUAUGA